Messenger RNA from Solanum tuberosum (potato), 2412 nucleotides. Its product is annotated as putative GEM-like protein 8. The transcript is spliced from 2 exons. Lineage: Eukaryota; Viridiplantae; Streptophyta; Magnoliopsida; Solanales; Solanaceae. Bases 139 to 765 code for a protein of 208 amino acids. The record is from RefSeq and is a predicted model, not a curated record.
UAGCUGACUCAUGAAACAGUUAUCAUCAACUUAUAUAUAUAGUGCUACAAGCAUUGUUCUUAAAACCAUCAACCAAAACAUAAUAAUAUCUCAGUUAUCUUAACAAUAUAGCAAUCCUCUUCAAGAUCAGAAGUCACAAUGAAGGACUUAAUCAGUGGAAAUGUGGUGGGUGUUCCCAUGAGUUCAGCAGUAUGUUCAUUUGAAAGGCAGCCUAAAAGACUACUAUCCCUAUCUUCUUGCCAAGACCAUAUUCCAUCUGCAACAUCAAAGAUCUUAUCUAAAUUAAAGCAACUGAGCCUAAGCCCGAAGCUAACAGAAACUGUGAAGGGGAAAUUGAGCCUUGGAGCAAAAAUUCUUCGAGUAGGAGGGUUGGAGAAGAUAUUCAAGCAGAAGUUUAGUGUUAGAGAUGAUGAAAAGCUAUUGAAGGUUUCUCAAUGCUAUUUAUCAACUACAGCUGGGCCAAUAGCAGGCCUUCUCUUCAUCUCUACUGAUAAGAUUGCUUUCUGCAGUAAGAGAUCAAUAAAGCUCUCAUCUCCAACCGGGAAGUCACUUAGAAUCCGAUAUAAGGUAUCGAUCCCAAUAAGUAAGAUCAAUAAAGCAAAAGAGUGUGAAAAUAUGGAGAAGCCAUCACAGAAGUAUGUACAGUUAGUUACAGAGGACGAUUAUGAGUUCUGGUUUAUGGGGUUCUUUAAUAAUAAAAAAACUCUAAGAUAUCUGCAGCAGGCAAUUUCAACUUUCAAGAACUUCAAUCAGCUAAGAAGAUAAACUUUUUUUUUUAUUUUGUUUCCUAAUACACCCAUUCAUCAAUGUAAAAUGUUGAUGCAAAAAACAAAUUUGCAGAUCUGUUCAAACUUGUAACUAGCUCCAUUGCUCAAAGGAGGUUUUAGAUUUUUUAGGCUUUAAGCCUUAGUUGUUAAUACGAAUGUAUAGACUUAUUGUAAAACUAAUGCAAACAGGAGGCUAAUUCAUCUUUUGGACUAUCCAGCCAUUUUCAUGACAUCGACAGUGAGUCUUGAUUCAUAUCCCCAUAGCAUAAUCACACUGCCCAUAGGCUAUAUAGAGUCUACCUAAAAGUUGGGUAGUGUCAAAUAUCUCAAACUACCUCAAUAGUUCAAGCCCUAGUUCUUGAGUGAAAUUUGGUCAAAUAGGUAACCAAACCAAAAAUCUAAGAUUUGAGAGGUAAAUCAUGUGUUAUUAUAACAUGUUCCAUAGUACCUCAGCAGCCCCACAGAGUGGCGAUUGAAGCCACCGGGCUCACAAUAGCGGUUUUUGAGCUUGGGCCUACUGCCUCCCGGACCGUGCCUUGUUGAGGUGAGGCAUGUGUUGUGCUUACAACCUCCUUUGUUACCAUGCAGAAAUCACUAAUGUUGUGAUCACGGCCCCCUUAUUGCUAUCAUAGCACCAGUUCAUAAUAACAGGUGUUUCCCUUUUCUAAACCACAAUCCAUUUUGAUCCUCGUAGAAAAUAAGCAAAUACCCACACCAUACAACUAACUCAAUUUAGUCCUAAGCAUGCUUCCGACAUCCCUCCACCAUAGACAGACACAAUUUUCAACAAGUAUAAUUAACACUUUGGAACAUCAUAGGCAUUAGUUAAAUGCAUAUACAGGGAUAAAAAAAGAAACAACUUCAUUAUAAUAUCCUCGGUAAAAUAGCAACAUUCUGAUGAAGUAAUAACAAUUAGCUUACAAUCUCAAUCAAAUCAAAUCAAGUCAUCAGAUUGAAUUCUCACUGAUUCACACACUUCUCAUAUAGUAUCUAACAUGUUCAUAAUAUCCUAUGUUGCUAGGAUUCGAGCGGGGGUAUCUGAUAUGGGUACAGAUCAAGAGGUUAGAUUCCUCAUCAUGUCCAUUUUAGGAUUCAGAGGUAUGGAUCCGAGUACGGAUGCCGGUGUUGGGGUACGAUCAAUAACUGUAUAUUACGACAUAUAAACUAUAAAGUAAAUAUUCAAUUUUAAUUGAAGUUACUAAACUAAAAGUAAUAAAAUUUAAUUCUUUAAAAACACCUAAUAUUUUAUUCACACGAUAUAGGAAUGAAGUUAUUCAAGACAAGGUGGGAGUGGCCCCGUGGAUGACAAGAUGCGGGAAGUGAGACUGAGAUGGUUCGAGCAUAUAAAGAGGAGAUGUAUAGAUGUUCCGGUUAGGAGGUGUGAGAGGUUGGCCAUUGUGGGCCUAAGAAGGGUAGAGGUAGGCCUAAGAAGUAUUGGGGUGGGGUGAUUAGGUAGGAUAUAGCACAACUUCAGCUCACCAAGGAUAUGACCCUUGAUAGAAGGGUGUGGAGGUCGAAGAUUAGGGUAGACGGUUAGUAGGAACGCCGGCAUAUUUUUUUUUUCCAUUCAAGUGUAUUAGUAUGCUUCUUCUUGUUUUUUCUUAUCUUUAGAUUUCUAUUACUACCUGUUAUCCUUUAGUCUCGA